This is a messenger RNA of Verticillium dahliae VdLs.17, 723 nucleotides long. RefSeq lists its product as uncharacterized. NCBI's taxonomy places the organism in Eukaryota, Fungi, Ascomycota, Sordariomycetes, Glomerellales, Plectosphaerellaceae. Bases 1 to 723 code for a protein of 240 amino acids. The transcript has a single exon. The record is from RefSeq and is a predicted model, not a curated record.
AUGCGCUACUCCCUUACUCUCAUCGCCUUCGCCGUCACGGCCCUCGCCCUCCCCACCGCCAAGCCCGCCGACGAUGGUUCAUGGGCUCCAGGUAAAUACGAGGGCCCCGGCACCCCCUACGAUGACGGCAAGUGGUACCCUGGCAAAUAUCCCGGCGCCAAGGACAAGCGCGCCGAUGACGGAUCCUGGGCGCCCGGCAAGUACGAGGGCGCUGGUACACCUUACGACGAUGGCAAGUGGGCUCCGGGCAAGUACGAGGGUGCCGGUACCCCCUACGACGACGGCAAGUGGUACCCCGGAAAGUAUCCCGGUGCCAAGGCAAAGCGUGCCGACGAUGGCAAGUGGGCUCCGGGCAAGUACGAAGGCGCUGGUACUCCUUACGAUGACGGCAAGUGGUACCCUGGAAAGUACCCCGGUGCUAAGGAGAAGAGGGAGGAUGAUGGCAGCUGGUACCCUGGCAAGUACGAGGGCGCCGGCACCCCCUACGACGAUGGCAAGUGGCACGAGGGCAAGUACGAGGGCCCUGGCACUCCCUACGACGAUGGCAAGUGGUACCCUGGCAAGUACCCCGGUGCUAAGGAGAAGAGGGAGGAUGAUGGCAGCUGGUACCCUGGCAAGUACGAGGGCGCCGGCACCCCCUACGACGAUGGCAAGUGGCACGAGGGCAAGUACGAGGGCAAGGGAACCCCCUAUGAUGAUGGCAAGUGGCACCCUGAGCAGUGA